Molecule: messenger RNA, 9270 nt
Organism: Schistosoma haematobium
Lineage: Eukaryota; Metazoa; Platyhelminthes; Trematoda; Strigeidida; Schistosomatidae
Exons: 2
Coding region: 5685-6476 (263 amino acids)
Source: RefSeq, a predicted model, not a curated record
AGUAGUAGUAGUAGUAGUGGGGGUAGUACUUAGAAUGAGAUAAAAAUAGGCAGUAAGAAUAGGAUAAUCUUGUUAGUAUGAUUAAUUUGUAAAGUACUUUUUAAACUUGUACAACAGUUUAUUGAGUACUUUGAAAGCACUUACAGUAAGAAAACAAUUUGACAAAUAAGUAGGAUUUUCAUUCGAAUUCUGUAAAUCUCUCUUGAAAGAAAAACAUAAAGUUUCCUUACUGUUGUGAUUUUAUUCCUGACUAGUUAUCAUGUGAUUUAUUCAUCAAUCGGAAUACGACUUAUACAAUCGUAACACUGUGUCACAUCAAUCACAUAUUGAUCGGCAUGAGUUACCUAGCAUCCUUAUUAGUCACUGUUUCUUGAGUAACCCUGCAUGUUCAGUUCAGAACAGUGAUCACAGCCUCACAGUGACAUGCAUCAUGUAUUUCAAACAUACUGGGUUUAUCAAGAAACAGUGACUAAUAAGGAUGCUAGGUAACUCAUGCCGAUCAAUAUGUGAUUGAUGUGACACAGUGUUACGAUUGUAUAAGUCGUAUUCCGAUUGAUGAAUAAAUCACAUGAUAACUAGUCAGGAAUAAAAUCACAACAGUAAGGAAACUUUAUGUUUUUCUUUCAAGAGAGAUUUACAGAAUUCGAAUGAAAAUCCUACUUAUUUGUCAAAUUGUUUUCUUACUGUAAGUGCUUUCAAAGUACUCAAUAAACUGUUGUACAAGUUUAAAAAGUACUUUACAAAUUAAUCAUACUAACAAGAUUAUCCUAUUCUUACUGCCUAUUUUUAUCUCAUUCUAAGUACUACCCCCACUACUACUACUACUACUACUACUACUACUACUAAUACUAAUACUACUCAUUAUAAGUACCACUACUAUUACUAGUACCACUACCACUACUACUUCUACAUUACUCUUAGUUCUUUUGGUACAAAUAUAUGUAUAAAUAGUAUUGAUUUUAUCUUAUCAUGCAAUGCAAACGUGAUAUGACAACUUGUGUCAACCUUCUUCUAUGUUAGGUUCCACGUUGAUAACUGAUUGACAACCUCGUGAUUAUCACGAUUUAACAUCGUUUAUUUAUUUGGUAUUUCGAAGAAAUGCAAUGUGUUAAAAUGACUUGAUAAUAAACUAGAGAUUAAUUAUAUAAAUUCAUUAUGAUUGACAAGAUUAGAGAUAGUUAUGUAUGAGAUGUGUAAAUUGUGAAUGGUUUCUGUGAAUAAAUCCAGUGUUUGUAACUAGGAGUAUUGAUUAUGAAUCGAGUGAUGUUGAGUGUUGCUAGAUGUAUGAGGACAGUUCUGACUUCUUGGUUUGCCACAUUGUGGAAGGGUUGAUCUAGAGGUAUCUGAAAAGGAACUAGUGUUUUGGGUUGUUUUAGUGACGUGAGAGCGUGACUUCAGUGCCCAAGAUACAACUGAUUGAGGUGGGUCAUACACGAUCUUGUUGUAAGUUUCUUCUUAGCUCCGCAUUUAUUGGAACCUUACCCCCGGAGACGGAAAUCCGUGAGGGAAGGAGUUAUGUGCAUUUUUAGAGUCGACCCUUUCUAACAACACCCCUCCUUGUGGGAAGGCAGAAUCGCUAUGAUGGUGGUUGCCUGAAGGAAACACCUUACUGCUGUCACACCUCUGUACAUUCAGCAGUACGACUUCGCCUUCCGACCUAAGGUUUGCUGCUUUUAGUCUUACUGCUCUUCAACAGACCUGUCUGGCAUGGUAGAACCAUGAGGGACGAUUGUUCCAGCCAGUAUAGCUCAAUUGGUUCAUCACGAUAGGCAAGUCCGACCAUCAUGUCAAGGUAGCAGCAACGAUCGGGACAGUGAGCAUUGUUUGUGAUGCGUUUCUCCCCUUCUAAAUGCAAGUUUUUGCUUCGGGACUGGCCUGUGUCAAUACCUGAACUAAGGAUAGGCAGUGAAGUAGUCGAACGCUUAUCUUAAAAGUCUGAUCAACCGUAAUGAGUUGGUUUCUGACAAAAUCUCUGCACGGAUUCAGAAAACUCGUUUGGCUUUUGCUAACUUACGUCAGUUAUGGCGAAGUAGAGAUAUCCAUCUAUUAAUUAAGGGCCGAGUAUACUGCGCAGCAGUUCUUUCUGUUUUACUUUAGGCUGCGAAAUGUCGCCAGUAAGAGUAGAAGAUAUUCGUAAGCCACUAGUAUUUGACCACAGAUGCCUUAGAAAUAUAGCUUGCAUCUGCUGGGAUCACCGGAUAAGUAAUUGUGAGGUUAGACGCAGAGCAUUAAGGAACGAUGGUAAAUCAGUGUAUGUGGUUGUAAAUCUUCAUCAAUUAACAUGAUUGAGCUACGUCUUACUUAUGUCUGAACACUGUUUACCACGGCAGGCAAUGCUGACUAGUGUUGGAGACGGAUGGAAGAAAGUCAGAGGCGACCAAACCAAGAUUUGGCAUCAGUCAUUUAGGUCACUAACUUCUAGUUUGAGCCAUGUUGGUAGAUGCAAUCUACUUGGUUGGGGUCCACGUGACUGUAGUAACCGAUGGUCGGAGACUCUAUAUGACAUGACUCAGAAUCGAUCACAGUGGUGUCGUUGUAUACACUCUUCGUCUGCCCUUAAACCAUGAGAUUAAAAUUACUUUAUAUCUUUCUUUCUACCAACUAAUUCUUUCUUCCUGCAUUAUGUACUUGUAUGCACUCUUUCUUUUAUAGAUUACCACGAUUGAAGUGACUACUUCUAUGAAUUUGGUGUUCAUCUUGUUGUGCUAAUGAGGUACAGCAAAUUGGACCGAAGGCCUAAUCUACAAGGCAGUGUAGCGACGUAAGGAGAUGCGGUCCCAUGGUUGCUGGUGACCAAUGACACGUUUAUAUGCCAUUUUUCCCUUACGAUCCUGGAGUCCAUGUUCACCACUGAUUUGAAAUGAGGGUUUUCCAACUAUUCCAGGUAGAUCCUCCAUAUCCAUCAACCCGGUUAACACACCGGACGUCCGCUUUCCCCCCUCUCAAUUUCGUAGACAACACUCCCGCCACGAGAAGGUAGUGAGUAGGAUGCACAUUAAUUAGAGUAAAAAAUAUUUUAGCUGGAAUGAAAACCAUUUCUCACAUCAUAACUUCAAUCUUUAUUAACAAAAUAUAUAAGAAGAUGGUUGAAGACAAUUUAGAAAUGAUUUUUUAUUAUUGAUUUUAUACAAUUACAUUCCUUACCCUUAAUACUUUAAUCUGAUUGUCGAUUUUUAGCAAGAUUUUUUUUCUAUGGGAUGGGGUUGUCAACCGUGCUCUUUUAUCCGGGCUUGGGACCGGCAGUAACUCUAGAAGAGUUACAGGCGAAGUUCUUACCUUUAAUGAAUUCAUGAUAUUAUAAAAAAAUUUACAUCAAAAGAUAAAUUUAUGAUAAUAUCUAUGGUGCCUUCUUACUUAAAUGAAGCCUGAAUUCAAAUAGGCUAUUUAUAAUUAAAUAAUUUCAACAUCCAACAGACAGAACUCUAAACAAUUAAGCUAUUAAACAAUUUUUACACACAUUUAUAUCAGUGUAAAACAUCCUUCUGUACUUGUCCAUACUUUUCAUGUUUGUUUCCGAUUCCCGACGUAGUGUGUUCUUCAGCCUUCCUCUCUCUUUUAAGAUUCCUUUCAGUAUUCCAAGUUAGGGCAUGCCUCAUGAUGCAGUUUGGUGAUUUCUGUAAUGUAUGUCGCAUCCACAUACAACGUCAUUUGCUAGUCACCUCUUCAGAUGGAAGCUGGUUUGUUCUCUAUCACAGAAGGCUGUUGUUGAUGGUACCUGACCAACGGACAUUCAGUGGCUUGUGUAGACAACUGUUUGUAAAUAUUUGUACAUGUUUGUUAUGGGUUGUGGUACUUCCUCAUGUUUCAUCUCCAUACAGUGGAACUGUCUUGACCUUCUUAUUCAAGAUCUUGAUUUUGAUGUUUGUUGACAGUUGUUUUGAGUCCUAUAUGUUCUUCACCUGUAGAAAUACGGCGCUUGCUUUGCUAAUCUUCGUCUCUACAUCUGCAUCCGAUCUUCCUUGUUCAUGGAUGAUGCUUUCCAGAUACGUGAAAGAUUGCACAUGUUCCAGAGCUUGUGCAUCAAGUGUGGCGUUCUCCGUGUUGUAUUUGAGGAUCUUGCUUUUUUCGUUAUGUAUGUUGAGGCCUACUGAUGCAAUCAGAUUAAAUAAAUUAAAAGGCCAACCGCAAACUAAAUAUGAUCAUAUCGAAUAACUGUUUUGUUCUAGUUCUCAACGUUUAGCUUUAUGUGACUGAGUCUCACAAACACACACCUGCCUAUUGUUUCGAACUAAUGAUCUGUAGAUUAUGUGAAGAACUUGAUAUUUUUAGACAAUUAGAUCGUGAUCUAAGGUUUAACUUUCAAUCAUUUCUGAAUGAUAUCCAGUAUUUGGUGAUUUUAAAUAAGUUCUUCACUGAAUAUUAGUCUAUGAUUAAAAAUUAACUUCAAUUAUACUCAAAGGAGUGUGUCAUAACUUUUCACUCAUUCACUGAGAUUUAAAAUUAAUACAGAUGAUUUAGAGGUUAAGCAUUCACAUGCGAGACCGAAGGUAUUAAGUGUCAAAUCCCAUACGCGGGAUCGUUGAUGUACACUGUUGAGGAGUCUCAGUAUCCCGUUCAAUGUUUCCAGGUUUUCAAUAGUGAUCUAACAUUAAUCUAUUCAUGUUAUCCAUUUAUUUCACAUGUAUCAGUAGGAGUUUUGUAGAUAUUAUAGUAAUUUUAAUAGUUGAGAUCAUGAGUCAAUUGAAACUAGACCACCAUGGAAAACCUGGAAGCACUAAACGACCGUUUCGUCCUACUGUGGGACUCCUCAGCAAUGCACAUCCACAAUCUCACCUCAUGAGAUUCAAACCCAAGACCUAUCUGUCUUGCACGCGAAGAUUUAACCUCUAGACCAUUAUAUCACCAUUUCAUCAUAUCACAAUGUUUAAAAUUAAUUAGGUCUGUAAAUUUUUCUUUCAUAAUAGACAUUAACCAUUUUUAUCGGAAGGGGUUUUGUGGAGAGUUUAGUAAUUUCAAUAGUUGAAAUCAUGAUUCAAUCGAAGCUAGACCACCAUGGAAAACCUGGAAGCACUGGACGGCUUUUUCGUUCAAGUAUGAGAAUUCUCAACAAUGCGAGGGGAGGGCGGCAUCGUUGAUACGCACUGCUGAGGAGUCCCAUACUAGGAUGAAACAGCCGUCCAGUGCUUCUAGGUUUUCCAUGGUGGUCUAGCUUUGAUUGAUUCAUGAUUUCAAUUACUUACCAUUUUUCUUUUGAAUAUUCACCUUAUCAACUAUUCUAAUUAAUGUAUAUACUGUUAUCAAUAACUUGGUUAUUGUUAAUCUGAUUAUCUUUAUGUUUAUAUACAAAGGAGUACAAUUUAAGUGACUCAUCAACUAACAUGUGUCCUUUUCUAAUUCAUUAGACAAAGAAAGAUUAUACACAUAAAUAUACAUAAAUGUGACAAUUAAGUACAUAGAUUGUAUUGAAGAUAGAUACAAUGUGUAUGUAUGUUGUAUGUGUGUUAGGUUAUAAGGUCAACUUGUCAAAAUGUGGGUCCUUUUAAAAUCUAGAAGAGUAAUACCCUUUGUAUUACAUUCACAUUAGACAUGUAUUGUUUUCUAAUGUUAACUUGCAAUGAUAAAUAAUAGAUACCAUACACUGGAAUGUAAUAAUAAUGGUAUAGAUAUUUUGAAAGGUAGUUUAUCAAUUACAACAUGAUUGUGUGUAUCUAUUACAUUAUGUUAAGUAGUCCGGUUUUGGUUUGAUGCACGGUUCUGUACAAGCUGAAUACACAGAGGUAAACAAGCAAGUGAAGAAGAGCAUCAAAACUGAAAAACAUAAAUAUGUGGAAGAUCUAUCAAUGAUGGCAGAAAAGGCUGCAAGAGAAGGAAACAUGAGACAAUUGUAUGAUACAACAAAGAAACUCGCUGGAAAUCACCGUAAACCAGAACAACCCGUGAAAAACAAGGAAGACAAGGUAAUCACCAACAUUGAAGAACAACGAAACAGGUGGGUAGAACACUUCAAGGAACUCUUGAAUCGACCAGCUCCACUGAACCCACCCAACAUCGAAGCAGCACCCACGGACCUCCCAAUCAAUGUUGGCCCACCAGCAAUUGAAGAAAUCAGCAUGGCCAUCAGACAAAUCAAGAGCGACAAAGCAGCGGGACCAGACAACAUUCCAGCAGACGUAGCACUAACUGCAAAGAUACUCAACAUUCUCUUCAGCAAGAUUUGGGAUGAAGAACAAGUACGGACAGACUGGAAAGAAGGACACCUAAUUAAGAUACCAAAGAAAGGUGAUCUCACCAAGUGUGAGAACUACAGAGGUAUCACUCUUCUCUCAAUACCAGGAAAAGUCUUCAGCAGGGUAUUGUUAAACAGAAUGAAAGAAUUCGUAGGCGUCCAAUUUCUAAGCCAACGGACUGGAUUCUGUAAGGAUAGACCAAGUAGAACGAAAGGGCAGUCAGGAUUCCACUGGUGGCCGCAACCCAUCUCUGCUUAUCGAGGCAAUCCUCACAGGAUGCUCAUAUGCCAACAGAGAUUAAUGAUUUAAAGUCCCAAACCAUAAUAGGAUAACUCAAAGAAUCAAUACAUACGAAUUAAAAACGAACAUUAUUGUGUCCAUUUAUAAACAUCAUUUGAUAGUCUCCUUUAGUAUAACCUAUGCACACGAUAGUUACCUAUAUUAAUUGCACUAAUAAAUCAUGUUGAUUGAAUGACCAUUAGGAAAUGAUUUAACCAACAAGAGUUAGGAAGAUAGACGCUUUUAUUGAUUUAGUAUUAGCCUACAAAUAUGUUUACAAGACCAGUUAAUUAGAUUUUGUAAAGUCAGUCAGUGGAAUAGCUCAAUUGUAAAUGGUGACUUCCCGUACAUAACAUGACCUGUCAAAGCAUAUAAAGCCUUUGAAUUAAGGCAAUAUCGAGGCAAUACACACAGUAUGCACAUAUGCUAAUAACAAACUGAUCAAUUGCAAUCUUAAACCUCAAUGGGAAGAUUCAAGCAAAACAAUACCAAGUGAAUAAUGAUGAUUAGUUACAAAUCAGAUGUAAUGGAAAAUCGAAAAAAAAACUAUUUAUGACCAAUACGACAGUUAGAAUGAUUGAAAGUGAAUAGAUUAUAUAACUUUGAUGAAUUCAAAAGAGGGUUUCAUUAAAGUCUAUAAAGUUGGCCGAUAGAUAAUGUUGAAAAAUUCAGCUGAGAUGAGCCUUUCAACAGAUCUGCUUGUAUAAAGAAAAACUGGAGUAUAAGUGUUCAUCUUCAUUAGUGUCGUUAUCACCAAUGCUUAUAAUAUUUUUGUUAAACCUACUCACCAGACACUUGGGUGUGAUAUAUAUUCUAAGAAAUGAUACUUCCCGGUUGCUCAACUCAACGUAGGUGGAGUGGGGUUCCGACAUGGAACUUAGAGCACGAAAUUCAAACGCCUUAGUCACCGAAUCAUUGCUUCACUCUCACAAUUAUAAAUAUACCGUUUAAGAGGGUAGUUUCACUUCAGCCUAAAGGGAAACCAAAAGCCAUGUUUGACUUUUACAAUUUAAAUAAAAUGACUCAGCUCUGUGAAGCAGACUCACUUGUAUCAGGAGCCAUACUGUAGUAAGCUAUUAUCGGCUCCGGGUAGAAUCAGAUCACCAACCUUUCGGUUAACAACCGAACUUGUUAACCUAUUGUGCCACAAAAGUGCACCAUUGACAUAUACAUUUCCACUGGUUGUUUUACUAAAUUUCUGACACUUUUAUUCAGUAAUAAACUUGGAGACCCCGGUACUAUUCAUAUUUCUAAGUUUACUAAAUAUUUAGAUUACAUAUUGUUAGACUCUUCUACUAUAUAGGAAAAUGUGAUAUUUUCCACAACAGAACACUAUAGAAGUUAGGUUUCUAGGAAUGUUUUAAAUUACUGUAUCCAAUAUUAGUGAUUAAACAAUAACAAUCUGAAUUAAGCCGAUUCCCAGAAGGCGGUGAACCCCAAACGCCCUGGUACGGCCAAAAGUGGGGAGAGCCAGCUCUCCCUCGCAGAAUGCUCUCACAUGGCCACGUGCCUACAACCGCUGACAGGGAAGUCCUACUGUUGCCUACGAAAUUGAGAGGGAGAAAAGCGGACGUCUAGUGCGUUAACCGGGUCGGUGGAUAUGGAGGAUCCACCUAGGGGAGUUGGAAAACCCUCAUUUCAAAUCAUUGGUGAACAUGGAUCCCAGGAUACUGAGGGAAAAAAUGGCGUAUAAACGUAUCAUUGGUCACCAGCUACCAUGGGACUACAUCUCCUUACGUUACUCCACUGCCUUGUGGAUCUGACCUUUAGGUUGAAGGCUCUGAGUAUGGCCCCCUAAGAAAACCACCUGCUUCUGUUUGGGCAGCCGGGCAGUAUCCCAGCCCUCACAUAAAUCGAAUAAUUUAUAUGGUGCAUAUCUGUUUGGUGCCUCCUUGUACCAAUUUUUAUGUGUUUGCAUAAUAAUUAAAUAAUAAUAUUGUAUAUAUGAGAUUAUUCGUUUAUCAUUCAGUAGAAUUACAUUCUAUCAACAUAUAUCAAUUCAAUAGAUUAGUUCCAAAGUUCAUCUAUUUGCAUGUCUUAUUCAAUUGAAACUGUUCAUAGUAAUUAAGAUUAGAUUCUUUUUUUUAAUCAAUCAAUCAAUCAUUCAUUCAAUUAACCAAUCAAUUUUGAACUAUGUAUUUACUAAAAUAAGACUAUCAAUCGAGAAAGUAGUAAUUAAGGUAAAAUAAGUACCUGAAUGUAAUAUCAUAUUAUAACAUACACGUCUAUACACGUAAUGUAUAUACAUUGUGUAGAUGUAUUAUUCAAGCAUGAUAAUACAGUGAAUUAUAUUAUUGAUUGAGAUCUUGAACCGAUUGAUGUUAGACUACCAUUUAAAACCUAGUAACACUGAACGGCUGUUUCAUCCUAUUGUGAGACUCCUCGGCAGUGAGUAUUCACGACCCCACUCGCGAGAUUUGAACCAUAUACUGGUAAUUACCAUGUACUCAUUAGUGACUAGCUUCGUGAGGGAAUUUUCGGAGUUCUAAUGAGAAGAUGUGACCAGUGGAGUUAUUCCGUAUCGGGUAGAGACAGGUAUCUAACUCAGUACAAUGGAAGAUGGUCGCUUAAUUUCGUAGAUUGGUUGAAGUUACACAUUAACACCAUUGGAUACCGACCCAGUGGUUUAGUAGGUUAAGCGUUUGCGCGCGUGACUGAAGGCUCUGGGUUCGAGUCCCUUCGGCGCGAGAUCAUGAAUGCGCACUGCUGAGUAGUCCCACAAUAGGACGAAACGGCCGUCCACUGCUCACAGGUUUUCAUUGGUGGUCUAACAUUAUUCGGUUCAAGAUCUCAAUCAGUCACUUAAUAAUCUCCACAACGCUAU